Drosophila mauritiana is the source of this 1224-nucleotide messenger RNA. RefSeq lists its product as uncharacterized. NCBI's taxonomy places the organism in Eukaryota, Metazoa, Arthropoda, Insecta, Diptera, Drosophilidae. The transcript has a single exon. Bases 147 to 782 code for a protein of 211 amino acids. The record is from RefSeq and is a predicted model, not a curated record.
GCAAAUCACAACGAUUCGUUGAAGCUAGCACACACACAUUCCCCUUUCGGCCUGUUACAAAAUUCUUAAAAAUUCGAAAAUCGUAAAAUAAAUCGAGGAAAAUUGAAAAAUUAACAAUAGCCAAUAGCCAACAACGAAUCGCCACGAUGACCUGCACAUUGGUACUCCUGAUUGCCAGCAUUCUGCACUUCGGAAUGCGUGGCAGUUGUCUGCUGGACAUAGAGCGAUUCCCGGUGAUUCCCGGCACCAUCUACGCCGGCCACAUUGCCUACUGCGCCAUCCUGUACUUCCUGCACGACAUGGAGAUCCUGCCCACGCGCUAUCGAAGCCGGAUGGGCUGGCUGACCGCCUUCCUGAUCGAACUGGUGCUGGGCGUGGCCUUCAUGGAGGUCCUGGCCCUUUGGCUCUGGUGCAGCGUGGAGCACAUCCUCCACCUGUCCACCCGGUUCGUGCUGCGCCGCUACCUGGGCGUCUCCACCGAAGUCUACCUGCGCUGGGAGUGGGCCAUCAUGGGUGGUCUGAUGACCACGCUGGCGGCCAUGCUCUGGAUAAACGCCUACGAGGCCACGGAGACAACUCAGGCAGAGAGGGUGUCAAGGAGCAAGGACAUCCGGAUGAAGGCGGUGCUUUGCCAGCGGGAGGAGAAACAGAAACGGAAGCAGGAUCAGGAUCUGGAGAAGGUUGAACAGCCUGCUCCGGAGCCAGAGGAGUCACAGAAUCCUGAUGAAGUCCAGCUGCCGGAGAAUCAUCUGCAGCUGCUGGCCACCACCACUGAUUGCUAGCCCGUUGUGGUCGCCUCCUGCAACCUGUGCUGCUGACAAAAAGGACUUCGCAAAGCGGCCUCAAUUAGACGAACGAUCAUGCCGGGAGCAGACCAGACGGAGCAAAUGUAUUUAUUCCAGCCAGAUGGACUCGAAAGGCUCUAAAUACCGUGCCGAAGGAUACUGGGAAUGGGGAGCGGGGCGAAAUGAUGGACUGCAGUAAAAUGUCUAUGAAAAUUGACUUGGUGUCCUGGCAUUGAGAGGCAGUCGGGCGGAAGGAGCUGCCAGCGCCUGGAUGCGCGUCAAUUGACAAAUUGUCGGCUCGACUGGCCCCUUCCUCCUGGUCUUGCCCUGCUCCCCUUGCUCACCGUUCUAGCCUUGCUCAACUGCCCAAAACCAAUACGAAUGCCAAAAUGCCAAAAAUACAAUCCCGGGCAAUUUUAGACCCAAACAAAGCAGAAAG